Molecule: messenger RNA, 1538 nt
Organism: Sinocyclocheilus rhinocerous
Lineage: Eukaryota; Metazoa; Chordata; Actinopteri; Cypriniformes; Cyprinidae
Product: slit homolog 2 protein
Exons: 2
Coding region: 197-1255 (352 amino acids)
Molecular function (GO): protein binding
Source: RefSeq, a predicted model, not a curated record
CUUGUAGAUCUCAGACUGCAAGCUGUUUGAAAAGGCAUCAUAAAUGCACCAAAUAUACCAGUUGACUCUACUUCUUUUCAGCUCAACUUGAGGGUUCUGCACUGAGGACGAACAAGACCAGUGUGCUUGUUAAUCUAGAACGUCUACAACCAUUUCUUUCUUUUUUUGAAUGGAGACUCUUUGAGCUGUGUUGAAGAUGCUCUGCAUCGUAUUUUUACCCAUCACUUUCCUCAUCGUGGGGAGCUCAAAGCUCUGCCCUCAUCAGUGUUCUUGUUACGACGCAUCUGAGCUGGUGGACUGUCGAUCCCGAGGGUUCACUCACAUUCCCCACAGUAUUCCACAUGGCACAUGGCUCCUGGAUCUCAGUGGGAAUAAGUUGUCGGAGUUGAGGAGUACCUCCUUUACUGGGAUAUGGGCUCUCCGGGUCCUUCUGCUUUCACAAAGCAACAUGCAGGUGGUGCAUUCUAAGGCUCUUUCCUCUCUGACCUUCCUGGAAAAGUUGGACCUGGCUUACAACGAGCUCCGUGUCAUUCCUCCAGAUUUCUGUCAAGGGUUGACCACUCUUAAAGAUCUCAAGCUUUCCCACAAUGCUCUGGAACGCCUUGAGUCCCACUCUUUGGAGGACCUAGAAAGUCUCGAGAGGUUAGAUCUCAGUCACAACCACAUUCAGGUUGUCGAAGUUGGGGCAUUUCGUGGACUUACCAUGCUAAGGCACCUUAACCUUGCAUGGAAUCAAUUGACAGUCCUCCAAGGAGGCCUGCUCACCAUGCAACAAAGCCUUGGAGUUCUUUACUUGAACCACAACAAUAUCUCCAAGAUUGAAACGGAAGCUCUGGCCCCCUUACAAACCCUCAGCAUUCUGAACUUAGAAGCCAACCAGCUGAGAAGCCUGAAGUUUAAGACGUUCCUAAACCUUCAGACGCCCAGCACGCAUCUGCAGAUGUCGGAGAACCCCUGGACGUGUGACUGUGAACUUCAUCGCGUCUUCACUAAGAUACUCCAUGUCAGGCAUCUCCACGUGGACGAUUACAUGAAUAUCACGUGCCAUUCUCCGCUCUUAGUGGCUGGAGCAUCUCUGGGUUUGAUGCACAGUCAGCUGUGUAUCGCAGAAACAGCCACUGUCCUGAUCAUUACCGGAACUGUGAUGGUCACUGUGGUGGGCGCCUUGGUUAUGGCAGAACGCAAGCGCAAGAAGCAAAAAAUGAACCUGGAAAAACAAGGAAACGAUCCUAUGCCUUGGGAGUCUCACAAAUGAAGAAAGUCAGCAGCUGUUAGCAAUACAGUCUUAUUUUACACAACAGGUCUUCAUUUUUGUGCAUGUAGUACAUAUCCAUAUUCACUUCAACGUGAAAUCAAAACUGAACCUAUUUACUUUCCCAAUACAUGUUCCUAGUCUUAUUAUGAAUGGUCAUUCUUCAUCAAAAUAUAAGAGUGCUGCAGGGAUGAUACAUUUAUGUAGGUCAAAACCUAAAAACAAGCAUUUCAGCACUUCUGGUUCCAUUUGUCCUGAAUGCGUUUUUUUUUUUUUGGUUAAAUGC